GGGGGGGGGUGCCUGGCGGCGCGGCGGCGCGGGAGGGGGCGAAGGGCGACGGAGAGUCGCUCGGAAGGGGCCGCCGCGGGCCAAGUGUCUGGGCGGGGGCCCAGCCUUUUACCGGACCCUCGCCGACGGCGACCGUGAUGCUGCAGAACCGGCGGGAGCGCCCCGCCACUGCCGCGCUCUGCCCCUUCGGCGACCCCGGCGCCCGCCUCCUGCAGGGGGAGCGACCGUGGCCAUAGCUCAUGACUCGCGUCCCGGCCACGUCCCCUAGAGAGAAAUCCUUCAAAAAGUUGCAUUUUCAAACAUCCUUGCGCUGACCUUUGGGGCCGUGGGGGCCGAAGAAGCGUGCGUGCGUGCGCAAGCAAGAAAGCCAGAGGUGUCUUGUGCAUGGGGGGCUGGCGCUGGGGGCACCUCCCGCGGCCACUUCGCCUAGCUUUGUGCUGAGGCUCCGGCCCCCGCCCCCGGGACGCCGGGACUGUGAUGACCCCCUGCGGGCGGGCGCGGCGACACACAGCCAGGGGGGCCAUGGCCGUUCUGGCGUGGAAGUUCCCGCGGACCCGACUGCCCGUGGGUGCCAGUGCCCUCUGUGUCGUGGUCCUGUGUUGGCUCUACGUUUUCCCCGUCUACCGGCUGCCCAACGAGAAGGAGAUCGUGCAGGGGGUGCUGCAACAGGGCACCGCGUGGAGGAGGAACCAGACAGCGGCCGGAUUGUUCAGGAAACAAAUGGAAGACUGCUGCGACCCCGCCCAUCUCUUUGCUAUGACUAAAAUGAACUCCCCCAUGGGGAAGAGCAUGUGGUAUGACGGGGAGCUUUUGUACUCAUUCACCAUUGACAAUUCAACUUAUUCUCUCUUCCCCCAGGCAACCCCAUUCCAGCUGCCAUUGAAGAAAUGCGCGGUGGUGGGAAAUGGUGGGAUUCUGAAGAAGAGUGGCUGUGGCCGUCAAAUAGAUGAAGCAAAUUUUGUCAUGCGAUGCAACCUUCCUCCUUUGUCAAGUGAAUACACUAAAGAUGUUGGAUCCAAAAGUCAUUUAGUGACCGCGAAUCCCAGCAUAAUUCGGCAAAGGUUUCAGAACCUACUGUGGUCCAGAAAGACAUUUGUGGACAACAUGAAAGUCUAUAACCACAGUUACAUCUACAUGCCUGCCUUUUCUAUGAAGACAGGAACAGAGCCAUCCCUGCGGGUGUAUUACACACUGUCAGAUGUAGGUGCCAAUCAAACAGUGCUCUUUGCCAACCCCAACUUUCUGCGUAGCAUUGGAAAGUUCUGGAAAAGUAGGGGAAUCCAUGCCAAACGCCUGUCCACGGGACUUUUUCUGGUGAGUGCAGCUCUGGGCCUCUGUGAAGAGGUGGCCAUCUACGGCUUCUGGCCCUUUUCUGUCAAUAUGCGUGAGCAGCCCAUCAGCCACCACUACUAUGACAACGUCUUACCCUUUUCUGGCUUCCAUGCCAUGCCCGAGGAAUUUCUCCAACUCUGGUAUCUUCAUAAAAUUGGUGCCCUGAGAAUGCAGCUAGAUCCAUGUGAGGACACCUCACUCCAGCCCACUUCCUAGGGACAGUGGAAGAAGAAAGGACCAAGCCAGGGUAUUUUUGUUAGGUUUUCUAUGUGACUCCAAGAGGGAGUGGUCAGGUGCUUCCGUGGAUUUGCAGGGAACACUUGGAAAAGACAAGAAAAGAACAACAAAAACCCAAGCAAAACUUUUAAUGUUGGCUUAGAAGACAAAUAAGAAACGAAACAUCCCAUGAAACGUUUUAUAGCACAUGGUGGAUUUGCAACUAGUAAAAUGCCGAUGGAAUGCUGUUGGUAAAGCACAUUUACAUGGUUCAAAUCUAGAAGAUGCAGUUCAAAAACAAGACAAACUAGGCUAAGGAACUGAUCAAGGUAGAAUAAAGAAAAUGCCGGGGCAAAAGUGUUGCCGAUUGUCAACACAAACUGGCUUAAUAAUAAUAAUAAUGAUAAUGAUAAUAGUAACCUGUCUUAUUAAGACUGGCAUUAGAACCAUAGGUUUUUAAAAAAUUAUUAUUUAUUUUUGCCCUAUUUAGGGGCAGCGGGUGGGUGAUGGGGUAGAUUUAAAAAAAAUCUCUUACUGAGUAAUGCUACAGCUGAUUAUUGUGAUUUGUUGAACCAUGUCUAUGUUGACUAUAGUUUCCCUCUAUUUUUUAAAUUUUAAAUAAGAAUUGCUUCUUCCUCUUUUGUCGAGUCUACUUAGACAAUGUGAAGCAUUGUUGAAUUUAGACUGUGUUGAUUCAUAGUCUGGAUAACAUGAGCCACUUUCUGUCUCAGAAUUUAGGACAUAAACCCAAUUUUAGGUCUGCAUUAUGUAAGCCUGUUUGCAUUGUCGUUAUUAUUUUAGUGCAAAAAGACUACAAAUAGGAGUGUGUUGUUUAUUUGUAAAUUGGCAUAAUUGUCUUCAUAAUGUAAUGUUCAGAAAGGAAGUAAAGCACAAUGAUGAAAAGCUUAGUCUCUGUGGAAGACAGCCCAGAAGGCAAAUCCCUUUUCUAUCUACCACAGUAUAUUCA
This is a messenger RNA of Lemur catta (Ring-tailed lemur), 2515 nucleotides long. It is a transcript of the gene ST8SIA1, whose product is annotated as ST8 alpha-N-acetyl-neuraminide alpha-2,8-sialyltransferase 1. Lineage: Eukaryota; Metazoa; Chordata; Mammalia; Primates; Lemuridae. Gene Ontology annotation, biological process: N-glycan processing; oligosaccharide metabolic process. The transcript is spliced from 5 exons. The record is from RefSeq and is a predicted model, not a curated record. Bases 478 to 1548 code for a protein of 356 amino acids. Gene Ontology annotation, molecular function: alpha-N-acetylneuraminate alpha-2,8-sialyltransferase activity.